UGAGCUCACAGAAGACGAGAUGAACAACCUGAUGCCUUACCUGGAAUUUAACGGAAGUGGGAAGGUCACCAUACAAUCGAUAAUGGAGGGCCUGAAGAAACUUAAACCGAAAGGAAUAAUGAGUCUGCACAAGUUGUUAAGAACUGUCAGUGGUAUUAACGAAAGAGUCUCUGGCCAAAUGGCAGUUUCAGGAAUUAAAUCAACCCUGAAGCUGAAGCCCCUGAAAGCACCUCUCUCUCACAGGAGAGAUAGAGCAUAUCUUCCAGGUUAUUUACAACACAAAGAAUCGAAGCUGAGCCCUUCACAACUGGAAGCCUUCCAAAAUGCUUACAACUACUUCACCAAGGAUAAAACUGGCUGUAUUGAUUCACAUGGAUUGAUGAGCACCUUAGCUAAACUGGGGAUGAAUCUAAACACAUAUGAUAUCUAUAAUGAAUUAAAAUGUGCUGAUCUUGACAGAGACGGUAAGAUCAACUUCUCUGACUUUAUAGAGGUGCUGACAGAUAAGAAACUCUUCCUCAAGGCUGUGGUUCCAGAAAAGAAACUGUGUUUAGAUUUAGCUAACAACCCAGGGAUCUUAUUAUUUGAAAUCCUGUCGAAACUUGUAGAGACGUCAGCCCUGCACAGAAAGGAUAUAAUAGAGCUAGUAAGCUAUUUCCGAAAAAAGUUCCAGGAAAGCAACACAGAACGACUGUGGAGUCCUCGAAGGGGCUUUAGGGCAGACAUGUGCACUCCUCCACGCUCAAGCACCGCUGCCUUUGCCAACUCAGCCAGGAUCUCCAUCAUGAAAGAAAGGGAUCUGUACAAGUUUCUAGAAGCGCUCAAGCGGUGCGAUCUCCCUACAGGUAGCCCGUACUCAAAAAUACCUAUCUUUCCACUGUUCCCCGAUGUGGACGGGAUGGUGAUGGGAAGGCCAUUCAAAGACAUACAGAAAUUAGAGAUGCUAAGGAGAAAGGAACCACUGAGUUUCUUUGAGGACUAUUUUUUCCAUAAAAGAGAUUGGAAAGCACAGGCUGCAGCUGUAAAACCUAUCAAGUCGGCCUCAGGCUAUUCAGAUGACAUCCUAGCCAUUGACCAUCUAUUCAAGAAGAAGCAUCACUGGACAGUAUCUGAUGCAGCGGCUAUCAAACAGCACGUAAAGAGAGCCACGGACACCUAUAACUUAGGAAUUGCACUUGAGCACCGGAAAGAAAUGCUGAAUCUCUGGAAAAAGAUCCGAGGGGAUUUGAUUGGGAUUGAAACCAACAACGAGUCCUUUUACAACACCUUUUCUACGUACACGUGGUCCUGGAAUGUCUGCCAAGAACUGCUUUCCCCUAAGGACUUGCGCUUGCAUGAUGCCUACGCCAACAGAAACUCCUCGGGAAAUUCCGGACUAUCUUCCCCAUCAGACUUCAGUGAGUGUGACCUGGAGACAGGAAGGAAAAGGAAGCGGAAAGGUUUCAGGGGAUUUCGGCAAUGA
Onychomys torridus (southern grasshopper mouse) is the source of this 1462-nucleotide messenger RNA. It is a transcript of the gene Efcab3, whose product is annotated as EF-hand calcium binding domain 3. The transcript has 12 exons. Gene Ontology annotation, molecular function: calcium ion binding. NCBI's taxonomy places the organism in Eukaryota, Metazoa, Chordata, Mammalia, Rodentia, Cricetidae. Bases 20 to 1462 code for a protein of 480 amino acids. The record is from RefSeq and is a predicted model, not a curated record.